AUGAAAAUAAAUGAUAUAAAAAUGAAUUUCUAUAACCAAACUCUGGACCCACAGCUCGACAUUGUGCCAGAGAGCUUGCUAAAUUUGUCUGGGACAGAUACAGAAUGGGAUGAAUCAACAGUAUUAGGAAUAAAGAUCACACUUGCACUGCUUUUAUCAUUAUUAACACUAGCAACCCUUCUUUCAAAUGUUUUUGUAAUUAUUACUAUAUUUAUGACUCGAAAGCUUCACACCCCAGCAAAUUAUUUGAUUGGUUCAUUGGCAUUUACAGAUUUAUUGGUGUCUAUUUUAGUAAUGCCUGUCAGUAUUGUCUACACUGUAAACCACUCAUGGUCAUUUGGUCAGAUAAUAUGUGACAUCUGGCUGUUAUCGGAUAUCACCUGCUGUACAGCUUCCAUACUCCAUCUCUGUGUUAUCGCAUUAGACAGAUACUGGGCCAUCACAGAUGCACUUGAAUAUUCUAAACAUCGCACAGCAGGAAGAGCAGCCGCAAUGAUUUCAGUGGUGUGGGUAAUAGCUAUAUGUAUCUCCAUCCCACCACUCUUUUGGAGACAAGCCAAAGCUCAAGAAGAACUUAUGGACUGUUCCAUCAACACAGAUCAGAUUUCUUAUACUAUAUACUCUACCUGUGGUGCAUUCUACAUACCUACAGUAUUGUUGAUUAUAUUAUAUGGAAGAAUAUACAUAGCAGCAAGGACACGAAUUCUUAAACCACCAUCCAUUUAUGGAAAGAGAUUUACUACUGCUCAGUUAAUCACUGGUUCAACUGGGUCGUCUUUCUGUUCAGUUAAUGUAAACUCUCAUGGAGGUCAUCCACUCACUGGAGUAUCUCCAGUGUGUAUCAACCAUAUCAAGAUAAAACUUACAGACAGUGUUCUGGAAAGGAAGAGAUUGUCCGUAGCCAGAGAAAGAAAAGCUACAAAAACUCUUGGAAUAAUUCUCGGGGCUUUCAUUGUAUGCUGGUUGCCUUUCUUUGUGGUGUCUCUGGUCUUACCUAUAUGUAGAGAUGCUUGCUGGUUUCAUCCAUUAUUAUUUGACUUGUUUACUUGGCUGGGAUAUUUUAACUCUCUUAUCAACCCUGUAAUAUACACAGCCUUCAACGAAGAUUUUAAACAAGCUUUUCAAAAACUUAUAAGGCUUAAGAAGCUUUCUUAG
Messenger RNA from Staurois parvus, 1155 nucleotides. The record is from the annotation of a GenBank genome assembly. NCBI's taxonomy places the organism in Eukaryota, Metazoa, Chordata, Amphibia, Anura, Ranidae.